AUUAUCGCGAGAUUAUAACGAGACUUUUCGUGAUUUACUCGAUCAUUCUGAAAAAAGCAGAUGUGUUCCGAUAGACAAAAAUGGCACCUCCCUUGACACUUCGUGGCACCGAUGGAAUAUGGAUGGUCAAUGGACCGCCAGAUAUUGGAACAGCCGCACAGUUCCCAGGGGAGAAGUCAAAGUGUCGGUGUAUGGCCUACAGUAAUGAUGGAUCUCGUCUUGCCUGGUGUACUGAGGAUCAGCUCACCAUUAUCAACACAACCUCUUUUAAAAACGUUUUCCAACUUGACAUCAACAAGGUCGUGUGUAUGAAGUUUUCUCCCAAGGCGACAAUACUGGUGAUGUGGCAGAAUUACACCGUUAACCCGGAAACUAAACAAGGAAACCCGAACCUACACCUAUACGACAUCACCACAGGCGUCAUGCUCCGCAGCUUCAUACAGAAAAAACAGAAAAACUGGGAUCCAAAUUGGACAAAGGAUGAAGGCGUUUGUUGUCGAAAUGUUAACAAUGAACUCCAUUUUUUUGAAAACAACAAAUUUGAUGAGAUCAAAGUGAAGUUGUUGAUGCAGAAGAUAUCGGAGUACAGUCUGGCGGAGAGUGAUCCUCCAUACGUGGUGGCUGGUUAUGUACCUGGAGCCAAGGGGGCGCCAUCCUUUGUUAGAGCCUACCAGUACCCAAACUUCGGGGGCCAGCAGGCUGCUUUGGCCAGUAAAAGUUUUUUUAAGUCGGACACUGUGACGAUGCACUGGAAUGGUACUGGCACUGCUCUACUAGUCCUCUCCUCCACAGAAGUCUCCGAGCAGAGCUAUUACGGUGACCAGGGCCUUCAUUUUAUAUCGACACGCGGGGAAAGCUGUCUUGUACCUAGAUCUAAGAACGGCCCUGUUUACCAUGUAGAGUGGAGUCCUAAGUGUACUGACUUCUGUGUCGUCUAUGGGUUCAUGCCAGCAAAGGCCACAUUGUACAACCUCAAGUCAGAGCCCCUGUUUGACUUCGGAACGGGGCCUCGUAACGUAGCUUACUUCAAUCCUCAGGGAUCUAUCCUCUGCUUGGCUGGAUUUGGAAAUCUCAGUGGUAACCUAGAGUUUUGGGACACGAAACAACGCAGGCUGAUCUGUCAGACUAAAGCACCAGAUACCACAGUGUUUCAGUUCCACCCAGACGGGGAACACUUUCUCACAGCUACCACUUCACCGCGACUAAGGGUUGGUAACGGGUACCGUAUAUGGCACUUCACGGGUUCGCUGCUGCAGCAGGUCAAUGUUGGCAGUGAUAAGGAAUUAUUAGAGAUUAAGUGGCAGCCUGUCGCGGAGGGAACCUUCCCAGAGCGAGUCCUCAACUACAAAGCUGCGCAGGCCAUGGCAGCAGAGGUGAACCCAGUAGCCGGAGUAAAAGGUGGUGUUUAUCGUCCCCCUCAAGCCCGGGGCACAGAGCCGUCAUUCAAGCUACAUGACUAUGAGGCUCCGUCGGACCCUAACAAGAAACAGCCAACAGACACUACUGAAAAUAAAUCUGCAAGUAAAAAUAAGAAGAAGAGGGAAGCAAGAAAGGCAAAGAUGGCUCAAUCAAAUGAAGAAGGAAGUGAAGCCUCAUGUCCUACCCCAUCGAUGUCAUCAACCCCAGCAUCGGCCAUGGGAGCAGUUGUCUCACAGGCGCCCUCUACUGGUGACCCUGAUAAGGAUAAGAAGGCUCGCAACCUCAGAAAGAAGCUGCAAGCCAUACAGAAACUGAAAGAACAGAAGGCUGCAGGAAAACCGCUGGAACUGAACCAGAUUGAAAAGCUGAAAACAGAGGACACACUGGUAGCAGAGCUAUCAGCACUGGGUCUAGCUGAUGACUGGAGUUGAUCUUAGGAGGUUUUGUCCAUGGUCACUUAAAUAAAACACACAGUUACAACCUGGAUUGUUUCCCUUUGUUGAUCUGCAUUGUUUAAGCCAAGCCAGUGUUCAACCAUACCUGUGAUAUCAAUGUAUUCAAUAAAAUUUGAAACAUA
Molecule: messenger RNA, 1996 nt
Organism: Mizuhopecten yessoensis (Yesso scallop)
Lineage: Eukaryota; Metazoa; Mollusca; Bivalvia; Pectinida; Pectinidae
Product: eukaryotic translation initiation factor 2A-like
Exons: 17
Coding region: 81-1850 (589 amino acids)
Biological process (GO): translational initiation
Cellular component (GO): cytosolic small ribosomal subunit
Molecular function (GO): mRNA binding; protein binding; translation initiation factor activity
Source: RefSeq, a predicted model, not a curated record